AUUGGGAUUUGACAAAACUACCCUCAGCAGUGUGCUGUGAUGAACUACUAUUCAUUCCUUCGAUUCCAUUGCCCGGCUCACACAUGCCAAAGACAAUGGCUUCUCUGGCGUUGCUCCGCAGAAAACUUAGCAGCUGCAGCAGACUCUCCCACUUGCACGUGUGCGCACGUGCCUUCUCCGACGGCAAGAAACAGCGAAUCGAGAAGAUUCUAGUGGCGAACCGAGGCGAAAUAGCUUGCAGGAUUACCAGAACCGCGAAGAGGCUCGGAAUUCUAACCGUCGCCGUUUUCAGCGACGCUGACAAGAACUCACUCCACGUGGCAUCCGCCGAUGAGGCCAUACGAAUCGGACCGCCACCUCCUCGUCUGAGUUACCUCAACGGAGCAUCCAUCGUCGACGCUGCCAUUCGUUCCGGUGCGCAGGCUAUUCACCCUGGAUAUGGAUUCUUGUCCGAAAGUGCUGACUUUGCUCAACUUUGUGAAGACAAUGGUCUUACAUUUAUAGGGCCUCCUGCAUCUGCAAUUCGAGAUAUGGGUGACAAGAGUGCGUCGAAGAGAAUAAUGGGGGCUGCAGGGGUGCCUCUUGUGCCUGGCUAUCAUGGAGAUGAACAAGAUAUUGAGAAAAUGAAGUUGGAAGCUGAUAAAAUUGGGUAUCCAAUUUUGAUUAAACCCACCCAUGGUGGCGGAGGAAAGGGUAUGAGGAUUGUACACACUCCAGAUGAGUUUGCUGAAUCGUUCCUAGCAGCACAACGUGAGGCAGCUGCUUCUUUUGGUGUCAAUACAAUAUUGCUGGAGAAGUAUAUUACACGGCCAAGGCACAUAGAAGUCCAGAUAUUUGGAGACAAGCAUGGGAAUGUUCUACAUUUGUAUGAGAGAGAUUGCAGUGUGCAGAGAAGACACCAAAAAAUAAUUGAAGAAGCUCCAGCACCAAACAUUUCUACUGAUUUUCGUGCACACUUGGGUCAAGCUGCUGUUUCUGCUGCAAAGGCAGUUAAUUAUUACAGUGCUGGGACUGUGGAGUUUAUAGUUGAUACAGUCUCUGGGAAGUUUUACUUCAUGGAAAUGAACACCCGUCUUCAGGUUGAGCAUCCUGUUACAGAGAUGAUUGUUGGUCAAGAUCUUGUUGAAUGGCAAAUCCUUGUUGCCAAUGGAGAAGCUCUUCCAUUAAGUCAAGCACAAGUACCCAUAUCAGGUCAUGCUUUUGAAGCUCGAAUCUAUGCUGAAAAUGUUCCAAAAGGGUUUCUUCCAGCAACUGGAGUUCUGCAACAUUAUCAUGUUCCAGUCUCAUCUGCAGUACGGGUGGAGACUGGAGUUAAAGAAGGAGACACUGUUAGCAUGCACUAUGAUCCUAUGAUUGCUAAGCUUGUGGUGUGGGGAGAAAAUCGCGCUGCUGCAUUGGUCAAACUGAAGGAUAGUUUGUCAAAGUUUCAGGUUGCAGGUGUACCAACUAAUGUCAACUUUCUUCAAAAGCUUGCCAAUAACGGGGCAUUUGCUAGUGGCAAUGUGGAGACUCAUUUUAUUGAUAACCACAAAGAAGACCUCUUUGUUGAUGCUAAGAAUUCAGUCUCUGUGAAAGAAGCAUCUGAAGCUGCUAGACUUAGUGCAUCCCUUGUGGCCACAUGUCUCAUUGAGAAAGAGCAUUCCAUAUUGGCAAGAAACCCCACUGGGGGCAGCAGCUUACUCCCUAUAUGGUAUUCUUCUCCACCUUUUAGAGUCCAUCAUCAAGCUAAGCGUAGAAUGGAACUUGAGUGGGAUAAUGAAUAUGGUAGUGGUAGCUCAAAUAUCGUGAAGCUUGCCAUCACAUAUCAGCCUGAUGGGAGAUACCUGAUUGAGUCAGAAGAAAAUGAAUCUCCUGUUUUAGAAGUCAAAGCCACAUAUGUGAAAGAUCACUAUUUUAGAGUUGAAGCUGGUGAUGUAAUCAAUGAUGUUAAUGUAGCUGUUUACUCUAAGGAUCAAGUAAGGCAUAUUCAUAUUUGGCAAGGGUCAUAUCAUCAUUAUUUUAGAGAGAAACUAGGCCUUGAGCUGUCUGAAGAUGAAGAAUCCCAAGAUAAACCCAAAUUUCAAACAUCAGCCAAUCCUCAAGGGUCUGUUGUAGCACCCAUGGCAGGCUUGGUGGUUAAGGUUCUAGUGAAGAAUGAGACAAGAGUAGAGGAAGGACACCCUGUGUUAGUACUAGAAGCAAUGAAGAUGGAGCAUGUUGUAAAGGCACCAUCUUCUGGCUAUGUGCACGGGCUUCAAGUUACAGUUGGUGAACAGGUUUCUGAUGGUAGUAUUCUUUUCAGUAUAAAGGAUCAAUAAAAUCAUACAAGGAUUACAGCUUUACGCCAAGAUUUUGGCAAGGGGGACCUCAUCUGGUUGGAUAUUUAAAAGCAUGAGCCACAGACAGCUAUACACAGUUGGUCGGAGCAUCAACGGGAAUUUCAAAUCUAAAAAUGCCUUCCGAUGAUAAAUCAAGUGAUGACAAUACAUCCGUCACGUGCCUGUUGUGUUCUCGAGUACGUUCCGGGCGGAAUGUAAUUGUCUUUUUUAACACGGAAUAGAGCACAAAGAACUUCUUUGGACCUCUCCAGACUCCCAGAGGUUGAGUUGUUUUUCUUUUGAAGGCUGCAACUUAUCAUAGCUUGCGUUUAGAUAUAAUGAGUUAUAUUAUACAUGGCAUCAAUCCUCAGUUGAGAUUUUGAAGUGUUUCAUUGGUAAUUUUAGAUGGCUUUUGAUAGAGAUAGAUUGCCUGUCCUUCAGCUAGCAAACAAAUUACAAAGUACUGUGCACUUAGUCGUUUUAUCAUUAUCUCUUUGAAUAUGAACUUUGAAGCGUAUGAUUGGUUACUCCUCCAAAUGGAGCUUGGACCUCAAAACACACUUUUCAAGGCAUUUUUCCCAAAGCCGAAUGAAGUUGUUAUGGGUGGAACCGAGUUUGGUGACAAAUGGAAACAAGCUCGAGGUCUCUCUCCUUCAUGUUUUUUGUUCAAUUCUAUGGAAUUCAAAACAAGUUGACAUAAUGUUGUAAUGCUCAUCCUUUUGUUGGGGACCAAGCACAGAAUAGAUAUGCAUUUAUAUAAACAAUUAACCUAGGUUAAACCAAAAAAAAAAAAAAAAACUAAAUUAGCCAUUUAUUCAAGUAGAGUUUAUCCCUAGAGCGUCAUAGUAAGUGUUAGUUAAAAAAUUCACAGAAGGAUCACAAACCACUUCAUGAACUUAACAAAGCAAUUCCAAUUGUUAGAUUAAGUGCUCAUAUGACAAAAUAAAUCCAGAUAUGGAAGACAUUCUGCAGUGGCAUGAAAGACAUUAUGCUCCAGAUUCACAUAAUGGAUUUCCAAUCAGCAUUGUGAGAAAUGCUGGAAUCAACAAGCACUAUCGGUUGCACAUACUAGUGGGGCGCUGGCGAUAGUGAUUGUGAUUUGUGAUUCCCGAUAUUUGUUGUUGAACGCUCAAGAAAUCGCUUGCUCUUCAUGAGAGUGUUGUAUAACUAUAAUUCUUGUUUUCGCUUUGAUCAUUAUCAGAGUCGAGUGGAUGGAGUUUAGGGAGAAAAUUGUGAGUAUAAAAUCCAAUUGUCUAUUAUAUUUAGGUAGUUACGUAGAAUUGGUGGUGUUGAUGCACUCUUGCCAAUAUAUGAUUUGAUAUGCAACCAGUUAGAAGAUCCGACAAGCAACAGGUACGGUUGGAUAGAAAGAAAGGAAUACAUUUGCUCCCUAUAUUUACAAGUUUACACUAUUUAUUGUAAUCUUCCUCAUCAGUCAUUGCUGAACCAUUAUUCCAAUCUUCUCAUCGUUUCUCUAUUAAUUUUCUUCUUCUAAAAUAGUCUUCCCAAGGCCAUAAUCUGAAACUACACUAGAAAACUGAGAAAGCAUAUUUCCAUUCUGGAGUUUGUUUAAGCUUUCUAUAAUGGUUAAAUAUCCAUUCAAAAACAAGUCCUUUUAUUUCUGCAACAAUACAAGAAUCAAGUAUAUGAUGGAAAAUAAUUGAACUUGAUAUCUAAAUAUAGCUUUGUUAUAUUAUAUCUUCAUAGUUUGUAAUAUGUUAAAGUAAGUUGAAAAAAUUGCUCGGUUCCAAAAUUGUCUCAACG
Messenger RNA from Abrus precatorius (Indian licorice), 4061 nucleotides. Its product is annotated as methylcrotonoyl-CoA carboxylase subunit alpha, mitochondrial. The coding region runs from base 84 to 2297 and encodes 737 amino acids. Gene Ontology annotation, cellular component: mitochondrion. Gene Ontology annotation, molecular function: ATP binding; metal ion binding; methylcrotonoyl-CoA carboxylase activity. The record is from RefSeq and is a predicted model, not a curated record. The transcript is spliced from 17 exons. NCBI's taxonomy places the organism in Eukaryota, Viridiplantae, Streptophyta, Magnoliopsida, Fabales, Fabaceae.